UCAAGAUAUAUAUUCUCCUAUAGAAGACUAUUUAAAUAGCACAGAUAAAAGGAACCUUUGUUAAGUUUCUAUAUUCUUAUGAGCUUGCGAAAUCUUGUUUUGGUGGAAGAAGGCCAGUAUAAAUGCGUUUAAUAUGGUAGAUCAAUUAUCGGCAGAAAUUAAAAAUGAUUUCAAGGAAACCUUUAACCUGUUCGACAAGGAUGGGGACGGGACGAUAUCCACCAAUGAGCUGGCGAUGGUGAUGAGGUCAUUGGGACAGAACCCCUCCGAUGCUGAACUAGAAAACAUGCUCAAGGGUGUAGACGAAGACGGGAAUGGUUCCAUCGACUUUGAAGAAUUCGUUUUAAUGAUGGCAAAGAAAUUGGAAAAGACGAAUACAGAAGAUGAAAUUCGUGAAGCGUUCAAACUGUUUGAUAAAGACAAUAAUGGAUGCAUUACAGUGACCGAGUUAAGGAACAUUUUAACCGAAACGGGUCAGAAGAUACGACCCGAGGAAGCAGACGAACUAAUGAAGGCAAUAGACACGGACGGGGACGGAAAAAUCGACUAUGAAGAAGCUGAGGAAGUGUUUCGUGAUCUGGACAGAGACGGGAACGGUUUUAUUGAUGAGUCAGAGCUGGCGACAGCCCUCAGGAGAGUAGGCUUAAACCCCUCCCUCAAAGAAAUUCAAUCGAUGAUCGGCGAAGUUGACAGUGAUGGAAACCGAAAAUUAGAUUUUGACGAAUUUCUACGAUAUGUAAAACACACUUAUAAAGAUCCCGAUGAAAUAAGGUGCAAUCUCACAGAGGCAUUCAAGGUAUUUGAUGCAAAUAGAGACGGUUUCAUUUCUCGAGAGGAACUUAAGGAAGUGCUGACAAAAAUGGGUGAGAAACUCUCUGAGAAGGAAUUUGAUGAAAUGGUCCGAGUAGCCGACAGCAACGGAGACGGGAGAAUUGAUUAUGAAGGUGGAUUGACUUUUUCAUUAGAUUCAAGAAUGGCGAUGGAUCUGUCAGCCAUUUUUUCACCACAAUCAGCCAACGCUUUGGAUUUGGAAGCAAGGAAUGUUUUUGAUGAAUUUGACAAAGAUAAAAGUGGAAAAAUAAGUGCCCAGGAGUUGGGUACAGCAGUGCGCAUGCUUGGUCUGAAUCCAACGAUGAAGGAAUUGCAAAACGUGAUAAAGAAAAUUGACAAAAAUGGAAAUGGAACGAUAGAGUUUGGCGAAUUUCUGGCAUUUCUCAAAGGGUCUUAUAAGAAGAAAGGCGAAGAUUCGAAAGCAAAGAUGGCCCUGUCAGAUUAUGUUUCAACCCAAUCAACCAAUGCAUUGAUCAUAGAAGCAAAAAGUGCCUUUGAUAAAAUUGAUCAAGACAAAAACGGAGAAAUUAGUGUUCAGGAGUUAGGUACAGCACUGCGUUUGCUUGGACUGAGUCCUACGAGGGAGGAAGUACAGACCAUGAUGAUUGGAAUUGACAAAAAAGGAGAUGGAUUGAUAAAGUUUGACGAAUUCCUGGGUUUCCUCAGACGAUCUCACAGAAAUCUAGAUAAAGAAUCAAGUAUGCCAAUGGAUUUGUCAAACAUUUGUUCAUCCAAAAAUGCCAAAGCUUUGGUCGUUGAAGCUAAGAGUGUUUUUCGUGAAUUCGACAAGGACAAAAACGGGGUAAUAAGUGCACAAGAGCUGGGUACGGCAUUGCGCAUGCUUGGUCUGAAUCCAACGAUGAAAGAAGUGCAAAACAUGAUAAACGAAAUUGACCAAAAUGGAGAUGGAAUGAUAGAUUUUGAUGAAUUCUUGGCGUUCCUUAAACGGUCUUACAAAGAGCCGGACGAGGUGAAGAUGGAAUUAAAGAAAGCAUUUCAAGUCUUUGAUCUUAACAACGAUGGUUUCAUAUCCAGAGCCGAGCUACAAUCAGUUUUGACAAAAAUGGGCGAAAAACUGACAGAGAAGGAAGUUGAUGAAAUGAUGGAAAAGGCAGAUAAAAAUGGGGACGGAAAAAUAGAUUACGAAGCCUUGAUUGCAGAAGCAAAGAGUGUCUUUGAUGAAUUUGACAAGGACAGCAGUGGGGAAAUAAGCGCCCAGGAACUGGGAACAGCAUUGCGUUUGCUUGGUCUGAAUCCGACAGCAAAGGAAAUUUUAGACAUGAUAAAUGAAAUCGACAAAAACGGAAAUGGAAUGAUAGAGUUUGAUGAAUUCAUGGCAUUCUUAAAGAAAUCUUACAAAAAGCCAGAUGAAGUCAAAUCAGAUUUAAAGAAAGCCUUCCAAGUCUUUGACUUGAACGGGGAUGGCUUUAUAUCUAGAGAAGAAUUACAAAAAGUUCUGACAAAGAUGGGUGAAAAACUGACAGAGAAGGAAGUUGAUGAAAUGAUGAAAAAAGCAGACAAAAACGGGGACGGAAAAAUAGAUUACGAUGAAUAUGUUGACAUGAUGUAUCCACAUGGAUCAUAGGAACAUACCAUUGCAUGGAUCUACGUAAUAUUUAACAUGUUACUAUAUGUCUUUCAAAGAGCAGCUGUUGUAUUUCUUUAAUUAACAAUUUCUUCAAUUUGUACUAUUUUAUUUGUGAGAUAAAAAAUCUCAAUUCAUUUUGACAAUGUUUAUGAUGAAAAUGGUCUAUCAAUGUAUGAAAUGAAGUCCAUUUUGUGAGACUGAGUAGAUAUGAAUGCCAAAAAGAAGCUAACGAUUUUAAAAAUUAAAAUACAAAUGGAGAAACAGUUUAAUCAAAAUUGUCAGUUGUUUGCAAUAAUGAUAUGCAAUGUACUUGUAAAAUAUAAAUAUUUGUGUUAUUGUUAUUGAUUUAAUAAUGAGUAUCUGUUUGACAAAACAGUAGGAUAUGUUGUUUAAUGCGAAAACAUUUAAUUUGUGAGAUAACUUUAAUGACUAAGCACAGAUCAGGUAUAUUUAUCUUAAAGUAUUAU
Molecule: messenger RNA, 2886 nt
Organism: Magallana angulata
Lineage: Eukaryota; Metazoa; Mollusca; Bivalvia; Ostreida; Ostreidae
Exons: 19
Coding region: 134-2416 (760 amino acids)
Molecular function (GO): calcium ion binding; enzyme regulator activity
Source: RefSeq, a predicted model, not a curated record